Messenger RNA from Morone saxatilis (striped sea-bass), 753 nucleotides. It is a transcript of the gene sox2, whose product is annotated as SRY-box transcription factor 2. Gene Ontology annotation, biological process: anatomical structure morphogenesis; cell differentiation; regulation of DNA-templated transcription. Gene Ontology annotation, molecular function: DNA-binding transcription factor activity, RNA polymerase II-specific; RNA polymerase II cis-regulatory region sequence-specific DNA binding. The record is from RefSeq and is a predicted model, not a curated record. NCBI's taxonomy places the organism in Eukaryota, Metazoa, Chordata, Actinopteri, Moronidae.
CCCAUGAACGCGUUCAUGGUGUGGUCCCGGGGCCAGAGGAGGAAGAUGGCGCAAGAGAAUCCCAAAAUGCACAACUCGGAGAUAAGCAAGAGGCUGGGCGCGGAGUGGAAACUUCUGUCGGAGAGCGAGAAGAGACCUUUCAUCGACGAAGCCAAGAGGCUGCGGGCCCUGCACAUGAAGGAGCAUCCGGAUUACAAAUACCGGCCCCGGCGGAAAACCAAGACCCUCAUGAAGAAGGACAAGUACACCUUGCCCGGCGGGCUGCUGGCUGCGGGAGGAAACGGGAUGGGAGCUGGGGUCGGUGUAGGGGGUCACUCUGCAGGAUGCAUCAGUCUAAGAGAUGUUCAAGGUUCAAACACAGACACAGGAGGAAGCGGCUAUGCCAGUGUUCGAGGCCCAAACAGCUCGAGUUUAAGCGGCGGAGGAUUUGAGCGUGAUCGGUCGGCGCUGUGGGAGCGCUCAGCUGCUGGCAGGUUUACGACCCCGGCUGCUGCAGCCUUCUGCUGGAGGUCUGGAGCAGCUGAGAGCGAGGGCCCCGUCGUCAUUGCAGUCACUGGGAGGCUGCUGAGCUGGGCUCCAUUGCUUGCUCAUCCCACUCUGGCUAUGGUGCUCAUUCCGGCCCAGUUCCCGGCAGCUGGGUCCCCCAUCCCGGGCCUGAAAACCUCCUCCGGGCAUUCCAAAGCUCCUAUGCUAGAGGGUCAAUCAAACCUUUCCCAGUACUUCGAGCUCACGGUCCAGGUAAUAGUCAGCUAA